AGUUAAUACUCAGGCUAUGAAGGAUUACGAUGAGUCCACUGCUUUUCUGGGUCAGUGGGGACGUUUCCAGCAGGUUGUCUUCUUCCUGCUCUGUGCCAGCAUCGUGCCCAAUGGAUUGGGCGCUUUCUCUGUUGUCUUCCUGACAGACAUUCCCAGACACCACUGCCUGAUUCCUGAGGAAAACCUGACUCAAGAUUGGCGCGAUGCAAUCAUCCCGAUAGAGGUGGUGAAUGGGAAACGGGAGCAGAGCAGAUGCAGCAGGUACAGGCUGGAUGUGGUCAGAAACCUCUCUGCUCAGGGCUUCAUUCCUGGCAGGGACGUCAACCUCACCGACCUGGAGCAGGAGGGCUGUGUGGACGGGUGGAGUUACAGCAAAGACAUCUACCAGUCUACUCUUGUCUCUGAGUUUGACCUGGUGUGCAGUGAUCAGUGGAAGCAACCGUUCACCUCCACAGCUUGCUUCCUGGGAUAUCUUGUUGGAUCCUUCAUCUCAGGACAGCUCUCAGACAGGUUUGGAAGAAAGCCUGUUUUCUUCGCCACCAUGGCAGUUCAGACAACUUUUUCCUUCUGUCAAGCUUUUUCACCUUCUUGGACGGUUUUCACCAUCCUCAUUUUCUUCAAUGGUUUGGGACAGAUAUCCAACUAUGUAUCUGGUUUUGUUUUGGGCACUGAGAUCUUGACUGGCGAUGUUCGGGUCAUAUUCUCAUCUAUGGGUGUGUGUCUGGGCUUUGCCAUUGGCUACAUGAUUCUGCCUCUCAUAGCUUUUUUUUUAAGGGACUGGAAAUCUCUCUUGUUAGCUAUCUCUCUACCUGGCGUGCUCUACAUCCCUCUCUGGUGGUUCAUCCCGGAGUCUCCUCGCUGGCUGCUCUCUCAGGGAAGAGUGGAGGAGGCCGAGGCCAUAGUGAGAAAGGCGGCUAAGACAAACAGAGUUGAGGCUCCAACGGUCAUCUUUAAAGAUUACAUUGCAAAUGAUGAUGACAUGCACCCUCAGGAACACCUCAAUGUUAUCAGCCUGGUGAAGACACAAAGCGUCAGAAGCACGACUGUCAUUCUCUGCCUGGUGUGGUUCUCGUUGAGUAUUGGGUACUAUGGCCUGUCCCUGAACACAUCCCGGCUUCAUGCUAACCCCUACAUCAGCUGCUUCCUCUCAGCAGCUGCAGAGGUACCAGCCUACAUUUCCUGCUGGCUGGCACUGAAAUACUUCCCACGUCGACUCUCUGUCAUCUUUAUCUUACUCCUUGGUGGAGUGUCACUGUUUCUCAUUCAACUGGUGCCUGAAACUUUAUCAGAGCUGGCUGUCGCUCUGGAGAUGCUGGGUAAACUUGUUAUCACCAACGGUACAUCCCUGAUGUACGCCUACACUGCAGAGCUUUACCCAACAGUGCUCAGGAACACAGCGGAAGGCGUUUGCAUUACUGUUUCCAGAAUAGGAAGCUGCCUUGUUCCUUUUUUGUUACAGCUGAGGGAAUCUUUUGAGUACCUGCCUUAUAUCAUACUGGGGACUCUGGCUGUUGUUUCUGCCUUUGCAGCUCUUUUCCUGCCGGAAAGUUUUGGAAAACCUCUACCUCAAACUAUUCAGCAAAUGCAAAAGAGAGAACGCAUGAAGUGCCCAUGCAUCACAAGAAAAGAACAUUUGAAACCUGUGGUGCAUUUGGAAAGUAGACUCUGAUUGUCAAACAUGAAUGAGUUAUUCAUAAAUAUUAUACUGCUGUAUACGGUUCUGAUAACACUGUUGUUUACACUUACUGUAUGUCGAUAAUGCCUUACGAACAUCGUUUUAAAAGUUUGAAGGCUUUUAUCACAUUUACAAGCGCUCACAAAUAUUCAGAUUGCUUUAUCACAAAAUCAUAGAAGGCUAUGAAGCCUUUUAUCAUGAUGUAUAAGGUCAAGUAUCAUAAUACUUCAUAUGGCUGGUCAAUGAUAAUUAGCAUUAAGGAGCACUAUGUUACAAAUAUGGCCUUAAUCAUUUUGGAACAAAGUCAAUUGUGCUGCGCUCGUUGAAAGCUAAGUAAAAUUACAAAUAUCAAAACAGAGCUUUAAUAUUAAAACACUGCACUAUUGUCUUUUUGAACAACAUUGAAAAGCACAACAUUUUCACUAGACAAAUGUUGCACAGUUGGCAUGUUUGUUGUGACACCAUACUGCUUUGUCAAAAAGCUAUUGGAUCUGUUAUCAAUAUCUUUGUUUAACCUUUGGAAUAUAUAACCUGUA
Messenger RNA from Gymnodraco acuticeps, 2211 nucleotides. RefSeq names its product solute carrier family 22 member 5-like. The transcript has 11 exons. Gene Ontology annotation, cellular component: membrane. Gene Ontology annotation, biological process: transmembrane transport. Bases 17 to 1669 code for a protein of 550 amino acids. Lineage: Eukaryota; Metazoa; Chordata; Actinopteri; Perciformes; Bathydraconidae. The record is from RefSeq and is a predicted model, not a curated record. Gene Ontology annotation, molecular function: transmembrane transporter activity.